Thecamonas trahens ATCC 50062 is the source of this 1284-nucleotide messenger RNA. Its product is annotated as substrate carrier family protein G. Lineage: Eukaryota; Apusomonadida; Apusomonadidae. The coding region runs from base 1 to 1059 and encodes 352 amino acids. Gene Ontology annotation, molecular function: transmembrane transporter activity. Gene Ontology annotation, biological process: transport. The transcript is spliced from 2 exons. The record is from RefSeq and is a predicted model, not a curated record.
AUGGGUGGCGAAGCAGGCGGCGGCCAGUUGAUGCGGGCGUGGGUGGCGUCGCACGCCGAGGCGCAGGGCGUGGUGCCCAUGUUGAUCAACGGCGGCAGCGGGCUGGUCGGCGAGGCCGUUGAGUACGCCGCCGAGGUGCCCGAGGCGCUGGCCGAGUCGGCCGGCGAUGCGUGGAAGGACAUUGUGGCUGGAUGCGCGGGCGGGCUGCUGGAGGCGAUCUCGUGCCACCCGUUGGACACGGCCAAGGUGACCAUCCAGGCUGCCGAGGGCGAGGCCGGCAUGGUCGAGACGCUGCGGACACUUGUCCGUGAGGAGGGCGUCCGCGGGCUGUACAAGGGCGUCCAGUCACCCAUUGCCGGCCUUGCCGUCAUUAACUCGAUGCUCUUUGGACUUUACGGCAUGACCAAGGACCUUGUCCGUCCGGCUGACACGCCCGACCAUGCCCGUCUCUCGCUCGAGCGCAUCGCCAUCGCCGGCGCGCUCACCGGCAUCCCGCUCACCCCGGUCGAGUCGGUCAUCGACCUGGUCAAGAUCCAGCUGCAGGUCCAGUCAGCGACCCGUCGCGAGUUCACCGGCUACUUUGAUGCUGUCUCGCAGCUGCUGCGGACCCAGCCGCGCUCGCUGCUCCGCGGCAUGUUUGCCACCCUCGUCCGCGACGUGCCGGCCAACGCAACAUACUUUCUUUCCUACGAGGCGAUCAAGCGCCCGCUGCUCACGGCCGAGGAGGCCGUCAACGACCUGCUGCCCAGCGGCGCCCCGCUGCCGGCGUGGAAGAUCCUUACGGCAGGCGCAGGGUCGGGCGUCCUCUUCUGGUUCGUCGCCAUGCCCAUGGACGUCGUCAAGUCGGUCAUCCAGGCGGAGUCGAUCGUCCCAGAGCGCCAAAAGUACAAGACCUACGGCGACGCCGUCCGUGGCAUCUACGCCAAGUUUGGUUGGCGUGGCUUCUUCCGCGGCUUUGUCCCGUGCAUGAUCCGCGCCGCCCCGUCCAACGCAGCCUGCUUCCUUGGCUACGAGUACGCCCGCAAGGCCCUCGACUGGCUCACGGCACCCGUGAGCUAGCUACCGUAUGGCGUCCAGCGACGCUACCGUCCAUCACCACCGCUACCGCUGUGGGCUGCUGCCAGCAGCUGCGUCGACAGCCGGCCGACCGUGUCGCGCGACGCCGCAAGCUCCUGCUCGAGGCUUGCCACUUUGUGCACCUGCGUCUUGUACAUGCCCUGCAACUCGGAGAGCUGCUUUGAUGUAAAUGCCUUGUUCUGCCGGUACAGCUCGCGCAGAUCCUCC